This is a messenger RNA of Solenopsis invicta (red fire ant), 2972 nucleotides long. RefSeq names its product GPI ethanolamine phosphate transferase 1. The record is from RefSeq and is a predicted model, not a curated record. Lineage: Eukaryota; Metazoa; Arthropoda; Insecta; Hymenoptera; Formicidae. Gene Ontology annotation, molecular function: mannose-ethanolamine phosphotransferase activity. The transcript is spliced from 8 exons. Gene Ontology annotation, biological process: GPI anchor biosynthetic process. Gene Ontology annotation, cellular component: endoplasmic reticulum membrane. The coding region runs from base 1 to 2622 and encodes 873 amino acids.
AUGUUUAUGAAAAGUAAAAGGUUAUUGGAUACCGCAAAUUGUGAAUUGUCCACUCCGGGAAAGUCCAAGAGAGAGUGGAUCGAAAUGAGUCACAGUUAUUUAUUCGCUCUAUGGGGGUUAAUUAUGCAUUUAAUCCUGUUAUGGGGCGUAUUGGAUGUCAACUUUCAUUCACCUAUCAUUAGAGGAUUGCCAAUUGUACCGGCGCCUAAUAGCCCUCCAGCUAAAAGACUGCUACUUUUCGUGGCAGACGGCCUGAGAUUUCAAACAUUCAUGGAGAAGCCACCACCUUACCUUAGAGAUAUAAUGAAAAAUAAGGGUGUUUGGGGAAUAUCUCAUACAAGAGUUCCUACUGAAUCAAGACCAGGACAUGUUGCAAUUGCUGCAGGAUUGUAUGAGGAUCCCAGUGCCAUCUUUAAAGGAUGGCAGGAGAAUCCAGUGGAUUUUGAUUCUGUCUUUAAUCAAAGUCAUGCAACCUGGGCUUGGGGUAGUCCAGAUAUAAUAACAAUAUUUACAAAAGGUAGCAAACAAAACGUUCAUGGACGGAGUUAUCCAUCCACAUGGCAGGAUUUUGAUGCAAACUUGAGUAAUCAAACAACACGGCUGGACUCCUGGGUGUUUGAUGCUUAUUUAGAAUGGCUGCAGUCCUCAGCAGCUGAGGCAGUGAGAAAUCAGAAUGGAAUCAUUUUGUUUUUUCAUCUGCUUGGGUGCGACACUUUGGGACAUGCCAAAAAACCACAUUCCAGAGAAUAUGUGGAAAAUAUGAACUACGUCGAUCAAAGGAUCAAAAAGGUUGUGAAUGUAACGGAAAACUUUUUUGGAGAGAACACUACUGCUUAUGUAUUUACAUCAGACCAUGGAAUGACUGAUUGGGGAUCUCAUGGAAGUGGUCUGCCGUCUGAAACAGAAACACCAUUAAUUGUUUGGGGAGCAGGAGUAAGAUCGUCUGGUUUUCGUCAAGAUGUUGAACAAGCUAGUAUAAGUCCUUUAAUAGCAUCUCUAAUAGGAAUUCCCAUUCCUAUAAAUAAUGAGGGUGCAUUACCGUGGCAGUAUUUUGAUAGGAAUUAUUACGAAUAUGUCGCACAUUCUUUACUCAGCAAUGUGAAACAACUUGCACAUCAAAUAGCUGGAAAUCGUGUAAUAAGUUGUCAAAAUAGUGAUCAAUAUGACUGGCGAGAGAUACAGUUAAAUGACAAAAUUCGUAAGGCUGGACAACACCUCAGUAAAAGAAAUGUGAUGGCUGGAAUUCAAGAGGGCAACACAGCAAUUAAUUUUAGCAAGGAAGCCUUGGCAUAUUUUAGACAAUAUCAACGAAUACGGUUUUUAAUAUAUUUAUCGAUAAUGUGGCUUGGCUGGAUAGUUAUAUUGUUUUUAAAAAUAACUGGAGCAAAGCAUGAAUAUUCACGAAUUUUUCUACUGAGAUUAAUAAACAUUGGAUUUGCAAGUUUAUUAAUAAUAAUGUUAAUUGGACAUAUGAUGUCCAAUUGUAGCAACUGGAGAUUACCAUUCUAUGCAUUCUUCGCUAUAAUAUCUGCAUGGUUUGCCGUUACUACUUGGAUCACAUCAACCUCUGUAUUUGUAGAAAGUAGUACAAUGAAGCUAGUCAUAGAUAUUGGAGGCACCCUGUUAUUAUUAGUGAUACUAUUUGUUGGAUUAACAUAUAGAUUUGCUCUCAGUAUAGGAAUAUUGUUACUCUUAUUGAUACGGCUAGCAAAGUCACAAGACAUAUCGACUUCUAUGACUUGGACAUCGCUAGCACUAGCUGUGUUUCCAUUACUGCCUGUCGUGGAGCCAGAUCCACGCGUUUAUAUUGUGAUAAUUGGAGUAUGUAUAGCAAUACCGGUAGUGAUUGUUUAUGAGAAGUCGCAAAGUCGGAAAAUAAUGGAAAUUUUACGUUUAAUCAUUACAAGUCUUGUAUACAUAGAAAUUAUUGAUGGACGAUACUGGAUAUCUUGGAUUAUUUUGCUUACUACACCAUUGUGCAUUUGGCUUUAUCCAAUAGAGACCCAGAAAAGAAUGCUGGGCGUAAUGCUCGGAUUUUUUUGUCCUCUUACAUUACUGUCAACAUCUUACGAGCCAAUUUUUUUCGUGACUCUUACAAUUAAUUUACUUAGUUGGCUGGAAGUUACUCCAACUACCUCAAAGAACUCAGGAGAGCAAAUGACUUCAGGAGACUUGAUCAGAGCUACAUUUUUUAUGUUGUAUGUAUUAUUGUGUUUCUUUGGCACAGGAAAUAUGGCGAGCAUCAGUUCAUUCGAUCCAUCUUGGACGCGUCACUAUGUUACCAUCUUCUCCCCAUUUCUAAUGACGUCUUUGAUACUCCUCAAACUUAGCAUUCCUUUAAUAUUAGUAGGAUGCGUGAGCUAUUCUUUAGAAUCGGAAAAUUGUAAAAAACCAAUUUCUUUAGCUGUUCUUCUUUUAGGCGAUUGUUUGUCUCUGCCUUUGAUGUAUUGGGUUACACCAUAUGGCAGCUGGCUAGAUAUUGGUAGCGCUAUUAGUAAAUUCAUCAUUGUCAUUUCUCUUCCUUGUCUCUUUAUACUAUUAAAAUGUCUUUCACGUCCACUUAUGAAACUAAGUUUUGCACGACUUCCAGUCGCUUUAACUCAAAAAAAGCACAUCGUGUAGAUUUUUUUUUUUAUGUAAUUAUGCAUCGACCUAAUGAUUAUUUCAUUUAAACUCUAAAUAUAUGUUUGUUAAUGCCGUUACAUUGAAGCAUUUAACUUAAGAAUGAAACGAACAAAUUUUUAUGUAUGUGUGUAGAUGUAUACUCGACUGAAGUCUAUAUUCUCUUAUGCAAUUUAUUUAUUUGUAUUACAUAAAAAUAGAUAAUUAUAUUUAUAUGCAGGAAAAUAUAUGCAAGUGUCCAUAGUGUCAUUAUUAAUCGUUUUUAUAAAUGUACACAAUUGAUACGACUUUUCUAUUGAUCACUCAUGUAACGUGUAAACAUGAAAUAUAAAAAUUAUUUUUAAAAAGUA